AUGUCGGCCUCUUCUCGUGCAAACCAGAUCGCGGGCCAUCUCAACUACCCCAAGGGCAUGCUCGCGGGCCAAGUCGCCAUCAUCACCGGCGCCGGCCAGGGCAUCGGCGCAGAAUGCGCGCGCUUGUUCGCAAACGAGGGCGCGAAGGUAGUCGUCGCUGACAUAGACGCCGAAAAAGCCGCCGCCGUCGUCGCCGGCAUCACCGCAACCGGCGGCGCCGCCCUCGCCGUCCCGGGCGACAUCCUCGCGCCCACCUACCCGGAGGAACUCAUCUCGCGCGCCGCCGCCUUCGGCUCCGGCAAGAUCCACAUCCUGGUCAACAACGCGGGCUACACGUGGGACGGCGUGAUCCACAAGAUGACGGACAAGCAGUGGCACACGAUCGUGGACCUGCACGCGACGGCGCCGUUCAAGCUGAUCCGCGCCGCGGCGCCGUAUUUUCGCGUCAAGGACGGCGAGCCCCGGAGCGUCGUCAUGGUGUCGAGCACGAGCGGGCUGAACGGGAAUGCGGGGCAGGUGAACUACGCGCUGGCGAAGGCGGGGGUUGCGGGGGUUGCGAAGACGGUGGCUAAGGAAUGGGGCCCUAGUUUCGGCGUCCGCGCCAACACGGUCGCGUUCGGACACAUUGCGACGCGGCUGACGGCGGCCAAGGAGGAGGGCGCGUUCGUGCAGCUGCCGGACGGCGAGAAGGUGGCGCUGGGGAUUCCGCAGAAGCAGAAGGAGGCCGGCCAGGAGCACGCGGAUAUUCCGCUGCGCAGGCCGGGGACGGCGACGGAGGCGGCGAGCGUGGUGCUGGCGGUGGCGAGUCCGUUGUUCAGCUAUGUGAAUGGCGAGACGAUUCGGGUGACGGGGGGGAGGGGGAUGUGA
Molecule: messenger RNA, 867 nt
Organism: Boeremia exigua
Lineage: Eukaryota; Fungi; Ascomycota; Dothideomycetes; Pleosporales; Didymellaceae
Exons: 3
Coding region: 1-867 (288 amino acids)
Source: RefSeq, a predicted model, not a curated record